GUCUCCUUUGAAACAAUACCAGAGGCAGCCAAUCCCAUCGCGUCCCGUUCAGGGUCUAUGGCCGCCCUUUCUAGUUAAGUAGGUCGACCCCGGUUAAGCUGCUGGAUCUGUCGCGGCUAGCUCCAGGGAGUAGGCUUGCUCCUGCUGGAGUAGGUCCGCGUCCGGGCCCGCCCCCUUGUCGCCACUGACCGCUUCUCCCUGGCUUGCGCGUUUACUUUGCCAGACGGGAUAGCGAGCUCGCUUAACCUCUGAGGUUGGCUCCAGCAUCUACUACUGUAGUCGCCACUGACAACUCAAGUACCAUGUUUCCUGCAAUGUCAAAUGUUCCUGCCUGCCUGGUUUCCCAGGAACUCUCAUCCACAACCUCAACGACUACUACUACCACCGUUACCACCAAUACUACUACCACAAUGACAAGUGGUUUCAACCUGUAUUUCAAACCACCAGCAUCACCUUGGACUAGUGACACUGGCUUAAUCAGUGUGGCUUCCCUACCAGUUACCAUGACUGUAAACUCAAUAGUGACUCCUGUGAUGACAUAUGAUCGCCUGGAUAGUGUGGUGGACAAGUGGAACUUUCAACUUCAAGAGCAAGAAAAACGCUUUCUUUAUCAGGCCAACCCACUUAAUGUUUGGAACCAUACACUGAUUGAGAGUGGUGAUGAGUUUACUCUUUUACACAACGAAAUGGAAAAGGUGAAACUGGAUCAAAGCAGGUUGGAGCGAGAAUUGGAUUUUAUUCUGUCACAGCAGAAGGAACUGGAACGUCUGUUGACUCCUUUGGAGGAGUUUGUGAAGGAACAGAAUCUGCCGUUUAAUCUGCUCUAUGUAGAUAAAGAGUAUGAGAGAAUCUACAAAUUAGCAGAAAACAUAGAUGCUGAGCUGAAAAGAAUGUCUCAAGAUCUCAAUGACAUUAUUGUUCAUCUGAAUACACUUGGAAGUCCUGAUGACACUUCUAUACCUCUUCAGCAGAUCUGCAAAAUUCUGAGUACUCAUAUGGACUCUCUGCAGUGGCUUAGUCAGAACUCAGGCAUAAUGCAGAAGAAGGUUGAAGAGGUUACUAAGGCUUUUGAAGAGUAUCGUCGCAGGGAGCAGGAGUGCAAUAUGAAGAUUGCCUUCAAAUAACUGUCUCCCUCAGCCCACUCUAUUUGGAUUAUUCAUAAUACCUGAAUUCUGAUGCUAUUAAAUAGAGUAGUUUUACAGUUAAUACUUAUCUUUGAUUGCAUUAAUUUGUGCAUGUGUCUGAUUCUGAUUAUUUUUCAUUUAAAUACUGUAAAGAGAAGUAUCCAAUUUUUCUUUGAGAAUGAAAUAAAAUCCAGGCUGAGGGCAUAGCUCAGUGAUAGAGUACUUAUCCAGACUUAAGUAAAAGGUGUAUUAGCCCCCUUGCCCAGGAAACUACCUAUUAGGUAUUGGUUUUGUGUGUAUAAUCUAUAUCUUGCUCACGUAGAGUCUGCAUCCUGUCACCUGUACACACCAACUCCCUACUGAAUUAAGAAGAUGUUUGCCAAAACGUACAUGCCAUCAAGUCUUUACUGGGCAUUUGCUGUCAUUCACAUAAUGUGCUAUAUACUGUAAAGUCUCAAGUGAAUUUUACUAUCUACUCUGAGAUAUGAUGUUUAAGAUAUGAUUUUUAUCUGUGAAAGACAAUAUGGGCAAUGAAAGGAAGUGUAUCAUCACUUACAACAAGUGACUUUCAGAGAAGGUAGUAUGGUUUUGUGGAUUAGGGAUUUAAUCAGGGCUGUUAUUUUUCCUUUGGUUCUAGAGAUCAAAUCCAAUGCCACACUCUUGGAUCAUAUACUCAGCACUGAAUUGUUUUACUUUUAAGAUUCACUUAAUUUUGACUACAUAUAGAUACCUCAGUGGUCUGGUUUGGUUUGGUUUGAUCAAGAUCUCAUUGUAUAACCUAGGCUGGCUUGGAACUUACAAUCCUCAUGCCUCAAUUUUCCAAGUAUCGUCACACCUAGGUAUCCUAGAGACUGAUUUUCAUGUGUUUUGUUUUGUUUUAGCAUAUGGUUUGGACCUGUUUUUUGUAUAACUUUUUAUGUUCUUAAAGGAAAAAAAGCCUUCUUCUUAGCUAAAACAUCUCAGUCUCUUGUGCUUCAUCAAGUCAUUAAUAUUGUGAUGUCCUAAAAGUGAAAAUAAACAGAUUAAAAGUUAA
Messenger RNA from Mesocricetus auratus (golden hamster), 2157 nucleotides. RefSeq names its product nucleoporin 62 C-terminal like (gene Nup62cl). Gene Ontology annotation, biological process: protein import into nucleus; RNA export from nucleus. Gene Ontology annotation, cellular component: nuclear pore; nuclear pore central transport channel. The record is from RefSeq and is a predicted model, not a curated record. NCBI's taxonomy places the organism in Eukaryota, Metazoa, Chordata, Mammalia, Rodentia, Cricetidae. The coding region runs from base 303 to 1124 and encodes 273 amino acids. The transcript is spliced from 9 exons. Gene Ontology annotation, molecular function: structural constituent of nuclear pore; phospholipid binding.